CGCGUACAAUAGCGCGAACUCUACACUAGAAAAGAGACGGCUUGUUUCCGUCAUUGACACGCAUCAUUACUUGACACGUGCUUUCGACUCGACUUGCGUGAGGCCUUUCCUAGUUGCGAACCAAUUUUACGGUUAACUAAUUACAAGAGAAGUGAAGUUUAUCAUGGCGAAAUUAGGAUAUGACGACUUGGCAAGUGACAGUGACAACGGAGAUGAUUGGGAGGAAAUUAGUGAGGAUCAACACGAGAGAAUUCCGUGUUUAUUUUGUACGGGAGUCAGUCCAAAUGAUGGAUUUCCUUCUAUACUGCAGCAUAUUGAAAUGUUUCAUAAGUUUAACUUCUGCGAUUUUAUAAGGAAACAUAUUCACGAUACUUAUUCAUAUAUCAAGUUAAUCAAUUUUAUUCGCUAUGAGGAGAUUACACCUGAAAAAUUGAGUACACUGAGUGUAGAAGCUUGGGACAAAGACACAAAUUUAUGUCCAGUUAUGAAGGACGACCCAUGGUUAAUGUACGAUGUUGAAGAUCUCAUCAAAAUCAAGGAUAUGAGUGAAGAAAAAGAAGCAACACACAUACACCAAACUAAUGAUAGUGUCACUUUAUCAAAAACACAAUAUGAGGAAAUGAAAAGAACUAUAAGAUCGCUUAAAUCUCAGCUGAAGGAAAGUGAGACAACAUGUUUCUUAGUCAAGCAGGAAAUGGAAGAGGUAAAAGAGAAAGCUCGGAAGUUAAUACUAGGCGAUGAUUUCGAUGGAAAAGAAAAAAGUACUUUGGUCAAUGCUCACAACCCCAAUGUUGACGAAGGCUAUUUCAGUACAUAUAGUCACUUUGCUAUACAUCAUGAAAUGUUAACAGAUAAAGUGCGAACAGAAAGCUAUCGCGAUGCAUUAUUAACAAAUUCUAACAGAUUUCAUAAUUGUGUAAUGCUGGAUGUUGGUUGUGGUACUGGUAUCCUGUCAAUGUUUGCAGCAAAGUCUGGUUGUCGUAAGGUUAUCAGUGUCGAUCAGUCUGAUGUGAUAUAUCACGCUAUGGAUAUAAUAAGGGAAAACAAUCUCAGUGACAUAAUUACUUUAAAAAAGGGUCGUCUAGAAGAUAUUAAUAUAGGAGUAGAUAAAGUGGAUGCAAUAAUAUCCGAGUGGAUGGGAUAUUUUCUCUUAUUUGAAGGAAUGCUAGAUACAGUAAUUUAUGCUAGGGAACAUUAUCUGACACCCGAUGGAGUAAUUCUUCCAAACAGAUGCACAAUUAGUAUUAUGGGAAGCGGUGACACAAAGAGAUAUAUCGAAUUGGUUGAUUAUUGGUCGAACGUGUAUGGUUUUAAAAUGAGCUGCAUGAAAAGAGAGGUGGUGCGUGAACCAAGUAUAGAGGUCUGUAAUGUCGAUAAUCUGAUAACGAACACCGCCGAGAUCCAAGCUUUCGACUUGUACAAAGUCACUACGGAUUGCGUUAAUUUCUCGUCCCCCUUCACGUUGAAUGUAAAAAAGACAGGAUCGUUAACCGCGAUAAUCGGCUAUUUUGAUAUUUUUUUCGAUUUCGAGAACCCGGUACAUUUCAGCACAGGUCCUCAUUCUACGCCGACACAUUGGAAACAGACAGUAUUUUCCUUAAGCGAGCCUAUUAGUAUAACUGAAGGUGAAGUUUUAACUGGCACAUUGAUUUGUCAAAGGCACCGUAAAGACAUCCGAGGUUUAACCAUUACUAUCCACAUAAAAAAUUUCACUCAGACAUAUUAUCUGGAUUAAAUAUUGAAUGCUUGUUUUUUCUUCCAAAAUAUACGCGCAAACAAAUAGCCGUAUGUGCCAAACUUGAGAAUAGGGGUCCAGAUAUCAAAUUCCGACAUUAGACGUUAUUACGCAAAAGAUGCGUAAUUCAAAUUUCUUUCUAUGCAGUUUAAAAAUUUUUAUCUAUAAUCUUCUAUCUGUAUAUUUCCCAUCUAUAAUCUCUGUUUAGAUGUUCAAACAGAGAAAGUAAUUUUCCAUUUAUGCAUUUUAAAAUCUCUAUUUUUUAUGCUGAAAGCAUAAACAUAUGCUGUUGCAUAUUUAUAUUCGCUGCAAGCAAGAUGUAGAAUGCGGCAGUUUUUCUUAAAUAAUUUGCGGAUGCGAGUUAAAAUAUACUUGAUCUAAUAGCUAUUUACAUUUGUGCCUUUUAAUGCUAGAAAUUCAUAUCUCUAUAAAUUAGUAUUAUAAUUAUAUGUAUAUACAUAUAUUCUCUCUUUCUCUCUUUCUCUUAUAAAUUCAAUUUUGAGCAUUUUUGCAUGGCUGAUAGAGUUUCAAUCUUAUAGUUGAAUAUUUAUUGUGUAAGAGCAUAUAUAAAACAAAAAAAAUCCGCAGAGCUUAUAAUAGUAUACAGACAACGAUAUAUAGUGUUCGCUCAAAUCCAAUUUUUACUAAAUCGUUCUAAAGAAUAUUUGAUGAUCUAAUGAAUUUCUUCAAAGUUCUCUUGCUGCUGCUAAUUUGUUCUUCGCAAUACAGUUUUAUUAAUAUCUCUUUGACGGAAUAAUAUUGGUAGAUAUAUUUCAAAUCGUCCGAUAAUAUUAUGCAAACUCUCCUGCCACACCUUCUUCUUGCAUGUGAUACGUAUGUACAAGGACCGAAUUAUCAAGCGUAUCCGAAUUAUCGAGAAUAAUAGAGACCAUGCUUGCUACACCGAAUUAAAAUUGCAAUCAAACAAUUAAUUAUAUGACUCUGUGAUAUGAAAAAAUUAGUUAUAGAGUGUUUAUCGAGAAUGCGAUUUAUCCUGAUGACAUUUUUCGCAGUUAUUUAUAUACGAGGAGGACCGUAUGUGUGUGUGUUGUGUGUGUAUGUAUGUAUGUGAAAAAUAAGGCCUACUUUGCCUCGUAUAUACGUAUACAUACAGCUAUUGCAUAAAUACAGAAUUUGUUGAAAUGGCGAAUUUUAUUCCGCAUAUAAUUAUUAAAUAAUUAUAUAAUCGAUGCUUUUUUGAAAUGUACGCAAAUUAAAAUAAAAACUUUAGGAUCUUAAAA
Messenger RNA from Nylanderia fulva, 2976 nucleotides. RefSeq names its product arginine methyltransferase 3 (gene Art3). Gene Ontology annotation, biological process: peptidyl-arginine methylation, to asymmetrical-dimethyl arginine; chromatin remodeling. Lineage: Eukaryota; Metazoa; Arthropoda; Insecta; Hymenoptera; Formicidae. Gene Ontology annotation, cellular component: nucleus. The record is from RefSeq and is a predicted model, not a curated record. Gene Ontology annotation, molecular function: protein-arginine N-methyltransferase activity; histone methyltransferase activity.